Messenger RNA from Copidosoma floridanum, 2247 nucleotides. RefSeq names its product adaptor protein complex 2, mu subunit (gene AP-2mu). Gene Ontology annotation, cellular component: clathrin adaptor complex. NCBI's taxonomy places the organism in Eukaryota, Metazoa, Arthropoda, Insecta, Hymenoptera, Encyrtidae. The record is from RefSeq and is a predicted model, not a curated record. Gene Ontology annotation, biological process: vesicle-mediated transport; intracellular protein transport.
CACAUUCAAUCCAUAUAUACGAAACGUGAGAGUUGGUAAGCUAGAGCUGUAAGUGUUCAGUCAUCAGCUCACGCAUAGUCCUUUUCGUUGGUGUCGACUUUCUGCUGCUGUCUUCCUCCCGCUUGCUCUCUUUUGCUGGUUUUUGUGUCUAAGUACAGUAGCCGCCACCUCUUUUCACACCAUCAUUGCUCAAUUAUGCAUGUAGGAUAGCAGACCGAAAAAAAUUAACCCACCAAGAUGAUUGGUGGAUUAUUUGUCUACAACCACAAGGGGGAGGUUCUCAUCUCGAGGGUCUACCGCGAUGACAUUGGGCGCAAUGCAGUGGAUGCAUUUCGCGUUAAUGUCAUCCAUGCAAGGCAGCAGGUUCGCUCACCAGUGACCAAUAUUGCCAGGACCUCAUUCUUCCAUAUAAAGAGAGCCAACAUUUGGCUUGCUGCUGUCACGAAGCAGAAUGUCAAUGCUGCCAUGGUAUUUGAAUUUCUCCUCAAGAUCAUUGAUGUGAUGCAAUCGUACUUUGGAAAGAUCUCUGAAGAAAACAUCAAAAAUAAUUUCGUUUUAAUCUAUGAACUGCUUGAUGAAAUUUUGGAUUUUGGUUACCCUCAAAACUGUGACACUGGAGUUUUGAAGACCUUUAUCACUCAACAAGGUGUAAAAUCUGCCACUAAAGAAGAACAAGCCCAAAUAACUUCACAAGUUACUGGACAGAUUGGCUGGAGAAGAGAGGGCAUCAAAUACAGGCGCAAUGAGCUUUUCCUUGAUGUAUUGGAAUAUGUAAAUUUAUUAAUGAGUCCACAGGGUCAAGUGCUCAGUGCUCAUGUUGCUGGAAAGGUCGUUAUGAAAUCUUAUUUGUCUGGUAUGCCUGAGUGUAAAUUUGGAAUCAAUGAUAAAAUCGUAAUGGAAUCCAAAGGCAAAGGUAGCGGAGGCUUAGGAAAUGUAGGAGGCGAUGAUCCAACUGGAGCGCGUUCUGGUAAACCCGUAGUUGUGAUUGACGAUUGCCAGUUCCAUCAGUGUGUCAAGCUGUCAAAGUUUGAAACGGAACAUUCCAUUAGUUUUAUACCGCCAGAUGGAGAGUUUGAAUUGAUGAGGUACCGCACAACAAAGGAUAUUUCAUUGCCUUUCCGCGUUAUUCCUCUGGUUCGUGAGGUCGGGCGCACUAAAAUGGAAGUCAAAGCCGUGCUAAAAUCCAAUUUCAAGCCAUCUCUACUAGGACAAAAGAUAGAAGUGCGUGUUCCGACACCACUGAACACAGCUGGAGUUCAGUUGAUUUGUUUGAAAGGCAAGGCCAAGUACAAGGCCUCUGAGAACGCUAUAGUCUGGAAGAUCAAGCGUAUGGCUGGCAUGAAGGAAACUCAGCUGUCGGCCGAGAUUGAUCUGCUAGAGACUGACACGAAAAAGAAAUGGACGCGUCCUCCGAUUUCCAUGAAUUUCGAAGUACCUUUCGCACCUUCGGGCUUUAAAGUUCGUUAUUUGAAAGUCUUUGAAUCAAAGCUGAACUACUCUGAUCACGAUGUUAUAAAAUGGGUCAGGUAUAUUGGAAGAAGUGGUCUCUAUGAGACACGAUGCUAAUAAUAAUACUCCGAUUCUUUCGUUAAAUAGUAAACGAGUAAUCUCAAUGAAACGAAGAGUAUGGUUCUGUUAUGAUUAUGUACACUUGAAAACGCGACAAAGUCAUUUGAAGUUACUGAAUUUUAUUAAACCAACAGAAUUUAAGCUUGAUGUUGAUGUGCUAGAGAUGCAAAGCUUGUCUUUGGUAGCCGGAAUUUAGCUUGCUGUCAUAAACAAUCAUUAAAACAAAAAAUCUAGGGUGAAAGUUUACUACAACUACCAUUUUGCGAUGGUUUUUCAAUUGUUAAUACUUGUUAAUAUCGACCAAUAACGAGAUAUCCGUAGCGAUGAUUAUUACUGUAUUUUCGAUACGUGAAGGUGUGUAAAGUGUAACUCUCUGUAGAUCGGAGGACGAGUCUCGUGUCUCUUUAACAUCACUGUUGGGCCAUUUGUUGCAUAUAAUCGACAUUGCAUAUUAUUUAUUAAUAACAACAACUUUAUAACAGCAACUCUGUAGCUGGAUUUCCAAGUACCAAAACAUAUUGAUAGCAAUUUCGUUAUGGGAACAUUCUUUGUUCGAGUUUUAUCGAGUAAAAAAGAUUUAUGGCUUGUGUAUGUAUGUUAAAGUCAUAGUAAUGUAUGUUGAAAUACAUGUGCAACUCAAGUAUAUCGUGUUUAUUUGAACAAAAAAAAAAAAAAAAA